AUGGACGCAGGCAUCAUUCGCAACUUCAAGCUUAAGUACAAGGCCAAAUUCGUGCAGUGGAUACUGGACAUGGUGACGUCAGGGACGGAGGACAAGAAGCUCGACGUUCUUAGCGCCAGCCGUAUGGUGGUAAAAUCGUGGGCUGAGGUGCGCCCUGAAUCGAUUCGACACCGUUGGAUCCACACAGGAAUCGUGUCGGGAGUUAUGGCGGCAGUGCUCCGUAGACAAGACGAGCCGUCCCGUCCCAAUGAUCUUUCAAUCCUGGCUAAUCUAAUAGACAUACUAUCCUUAUGUGAUGGAAUGGGUGCAGACGACUAUCUGGAGCGUGACAACAACCUGGAAGAAUGGGAACCAGAAUCCGGUGCAACUGCCACGUCUGAGCCAUUUUUGCGUGAUGACGACAGCGACGGAGACAAGAUACCAUCCUCACUCAUCGCGACGCGCUGA
Molecule: messenger RNA, 447 nt
Organism: Peronospora matthiolae
Lineage: Eukaryota; Oomycota; Peronosporomycetes; Peronosporales; Peronosporaceae
Source: the annotation of a GenBank genome assembly